Microthlaspi erraticum is the source of this 1545-nucleotide messenger RNA. NCBI's taxonomy places the organism in Eukaryota, Viridiplantae, Streptophyta, Magnoliopsida, Brassicales, Brassicaceae. The record is from the annotation of a GenBank genome assembly.
AUGGCGACCAUUCCCUCCCACAGCCUUCUUCUUCCAAAUCCAGUCAACCUGCAAACAGCUCACUCUUUUCCCCUAAAACCACACUUGCCGCAAUCUACUAUGAUCACUUUUCCGACAAGAUCAUCGCCGGCGAUGGCUAUUUCCAGAACCGAAGGAGCUUCAGUAUCGCCGAGGGUCGAGCCGGAAAGCUAUGGGAUUACGACGGCAGAGGAUAUUCGCCGUCGGGACAGAGAAGCUAAAGAGUCCAAGAGGCUGAGGGACACGUGGCGGAAGAUCCAGGGAGAAGACGAUUGGGCCGGGUUAAUGGAUCCGAUGGAUCCUGUUUUGAGAUCCGAGCUGAUACGGUACGGAGAAAUGGCCCAGGCCUGUUACGACGCCUUCGAUUUCGAUCCGUUUUCCAAGUACUGUGGGAGCUGCAGAUUCACGCGCAAAAAGUUCUUCGACUCGCUCGGGAUAUUCGAUUCCGGUUACGAGGUGGCGCGUUACCUCUACGCGACGUCCAACAUCAACCUUCCCAACUUUUUCUCGAAAUCGAGAUGGUCCAAAGUGUGGAGCAAGAACGCCAAUUGGAUGGGAUACGUGGCGGUUUCCGACGACGACGAAGCCAAGCGCCGCCGUCUCGGACGCCGCGACAUCGCCAUCGCCUGGAGAGGGACCGUCACGCAGCUCGAGUGGAUAGCUGACCUCAAGGAUUUCCUCAAACCGGUAUCCGGAAACGGGUUCCGGUGCCCCGACCCGACCGUUAAAGCCGAAUCCGGGUUUCUGGAUCUCUACACUGACAAAGACACGACCUGCAAUUUCUCGAAAUUCUCGGCGCGAGAGCAGGUUCUGACGGAGGUGAAGCGGCUGGUGGAGAGGUACGGCGACGAGGAAGAUGAUCUGAGCAUCACGGUGACGGGACACAGCCUAGGCGGCGCGUUGGCGGUGCUAAGCGCGUACGACGUGGCGGAGAUGGGACUGAACAGAACGCGGGGAGGGAAGGUGGUUCCGGUGACGGCGUUCACGUACGGAGGACCACGAGUGGGGAACAUUCGGUUCAAGGAGAGGAUGGAGGAGCUGGGAGUGAAGGUGUUGAGAGUGGUGAACGAGCACGACGUCGUGCCGAAAUCGCCGGGACUGUUUUUGAACGAGCGUGCGCCUCACGCGCUGAAGAAGCUGGCGGGAGGAUUGCCGUGGUGCUACUGCCACGUGGGGGAGAAGCUGGCCUUGGAUCACCAGAACUCGCCGUUUCUCAAAUCAUCCGUCGAUCUUUCCACCGCUCAUAACUUGGAAGCUCUCCUCCAUCUCCUUGACGGAUAUCAUGGGAAAGGACAGAGAUUCGUGUUAUCUAGCGGGAGAGAUCCAGCGUUAGUGAACAAAGCAUCUGAUUUUUUGAAAGACCAUUUUAUGGUGCCACCGAAUUGGCGCCAAGAUGCAAACAAAGGAAUGGUGAGGAACACGGAGGGCCGUUGGAUUCAACCAGAUCGCAUCCGUGCAGAGGAUCACCAUGCUCCUGACAUACAUCAUCUUCUCACCCAACUCCAAUAUCCCUCACAACUUCUGUAA